GAAAAGAAUGACAAUAUUUGUUAUAGCAUUAUGAAAUCCUAAUGUUGUUUAAAGUGGAUUUAAAUGAAAUUUGAGACCAUAAGCACACAUUUGCAAAUUAAAACAGAAGAAAAAAAAGGAAAGAAAAAUAAAGUUUUUAUGAAUGAGAUCACGAGUGAAAUUGAGCAGCGGUUGGAGUUUAGUCAAUUUAAAGGAGGUUUCGGUUCGACACUAAUCAACAUUAGUUGCCGAAUCGUCGACCCUAUCUAAUGCAGUGGCGGAAGUUUACACGACUGAAAACAUCGGCUACAGGACAUUCCCGUUGCAAGGCGAUGCUUUGUUGCGGCCGUAGGAAGGACAAUGGUAGAUCAGUGCCCGAUCUCACAGCCAGUCCAGGACGUGCACCGCAUCCAGGACCAGGUCAAAUGCAAUCCAAUCAACAUAACUCAAACAUGCAGAGACAGGGCGGCGUUAAAGAGCCAGUUUUAUUACAGGGUGACUUUAGAAAAGUUUCGGGCAUUAGCUCCGAAAUUUUCCGUCAAAUCGAAGCGGUGGAAAAUGAUCACGAUCCGAGUACAGCUGCGGCAUUAGAUGCCGUUGAGCGUCGUGGAGAGAUGAUUGUACGAGUUUUAGAGCCAAGAUGUAUUGGAAGUCGACAAUCUUAUGAAUCUGCACAAAGAUUUCUAGCAAAAGCUGAUUCACGUCAUACUGUUCAGUUAGUUGAGAUUGUGAAACGUCCUGGCCAAACUCUUGGCUUAUACAUUCGAGAAGGAAAUGGAACCGAUCGAUCGGAUGGUGUUUUCAUAUCAAGAAUAGCACUAGAAUCGGCUGUUUAUAAUAGCGGAUGUCUUCGUGUUAGUGACGAGAUUCUUGCAGUUAAUUUGGUCGAUGUCACUAAAAUGUCAUUGGAUGAUGUUGUCAUUAUCAUGUCGAUACCACGUCGAUUGGUGUUGGCUAUAAGAACGCGUCGAGGCCGCUCAAAUUCACCACCACCUCUCACACGUUCCGAACAAAAACCACCUGUAGUUGUUAUAAAGCGUGAUUUGCGUGAUGAAGAUAUAAUGAUGGAUGAAACCGAUCAUGCACAUCGUUCUCGUUCAUCAAGAGAACGUCGAACGGGAGAUGGUCGAGAGAUGAGUGAAUCGAGAUCACGACUAGGAUUGGGAUUAGCCAACUACAGCCCACAGAGUGAACAAUUGGAUUUAUAUUAUAAUUCACGCUCAAAUACUGUUGAUCAGCAUACACCAAGUUGGGGUUAUAAAGCACCAGCACCGCCGUCUGUUAUCACUGAACAGCCAAAGGGUGCACAUCAGUUCCAGCCAUCGAAUGCUUAUUACCAAAAUGCUGGAACACUUGAGAGCUUAGCCGAGAGAGUUCAUUCGUUCUAUCCCGGACCAAGUCGAAGAAUGUCAGACACACGAAGUGGCGUUCCAACGAGUCAUUCGCAUCAGAAAUUUCCACGAAGUGGUUCUGCUGACAUUUUACCUCGCGUUGAAUAUUCCGAUUACUCGGCAUCGCUUGGUCGACAUUCAUUAUUGAGGUCGAGUCUCAAGUCAGGCGCUCCAAUUCCACCAAUCGCUGGUGGUACUUUGGGUCGUUACGGUCGUUACGAUCAAUCGUCGAGAAAUGCAAUAAAAUAUUCGUCGCCAGCAAGUUCAAGUGUGUCACGACACAAGCCUCCACUUGACUACUCAAGUGACACUGAAGCAACAAUAGGACGUCAAAACUAUUAUUACUACAAUCAACGACCUAAUAUAAACACAAUGGGACGACCAAGUGCAGCACAAUUAGGUAUGACGCCUGAUUUCGCUAAAUUCAAUUCAUUACCGAGAGAUCGAAAUGCUGCUGCUGCUCGAAUGAAUUUAAGAUCUCGACUUGUUGAUAGAAUCGGAAGCGAAGAUGAUGGAAAUUUAUCCGCCCCUGAAUACUCACUGCCAACAGCGCGACGUGAUAGAGAUCUUCGACGUGGAAUCUCAACAAAUCCAUCAAUCUUUACUUCCGACGAGUAUCGAGCAUGGCUAAGACGUGCACCAAGUAGUUCAGCAAUCUGCGAACAAAUGCGAGCAUCGCGUGACAUUCUUAAUCAACAGCGUGCGCAUCGUUUCUCAUGUAGCGCUGAAAAUAUUCAUGAUGCUUUAAAGAAUACGGAAAAUAUUUACAGUAAUCGAGCGCGAAUGCUUGGAACGCUUGAUCGAAAUAGCAUCGGAUUGAGUAUUCGCGGUGGUAUUGCUUCGCUUCCAGUUCGUUCAAUGUCAUCACAACAUAUUGGCGGUCCACAUUCAGCUAUUCGAUCGCCGAAUAUACGACGAAUGAGACAAUUACUUGAGUUGAGUGCUGGUGCUGGUGGAAUUCCAUCUCCAGGUAGUGUAAGUGGUCAUCAAAGUCCCGCACCAACUCCUAGUACAACCAUGCCACGCAAUCAACGUCAAAUUGACAUCAAUCCGGUUGAGUUCCAAAAAUAUAAGCUUGAGAAGCCAAUAAUGGAGUCACAAGGGUUGUCAGGUAUGCUGUGGUUCAACUUGUUAGCCGGACGUGGCUUACGCUCGACUCCUGAAGGUAUACAAAAUAACACGCAAAUUCGCGACUUGUAUUGUGUGUUAGAAUGUGAUAGAAUUCACAAGGCUCGAACGGUUGUGCGCUCCGGCGAUUUACAAUUUGACUGGGACGAGUCAUUCGAGCUUGAUUUGGUAAAUAAUAAGCAACUUGAUGUUCUUGUUUACUCAUGGGAUCCACAACAUCGGCAUAAACUUUGCUAUCGUGGCGCAAUUGCCAUUCCAACGCUUAUCAGACAAGCGCCCAUUCAUCAACUUGCACUUAAAGUUGAGCCACGUGGCACGAUAUAUUUGAGAAUGCGUUACACAGAUCCAACACAACUUUAUCGAAGACGUGGAAUUCCAACGAUUCGUGGUGGUGCAACGUCAGCUUUAUUCGGUAUUGACUUGGAAACAGUCGUUACAAGAGAAGCAAAAGGUGCACCAGGAUCAGCACCGGUUCCAAUUGUUUUAAGAAGAUGUGUUGAAGAAGUUGAGCGACGUGGUUUAGACAUCAUUGGUUUUUAUCGUCUUUGUGGAUCAGCCACAAAGAAGCGUUUGCUUCGUGAAGCAUUCGAGAGAAAUAGUCGAGCCGUUGAACUGAGUCCCGAGCAUGUUCCCGAUAUAAAUGUUAUCACCGGUGUAUUAAAAGAUUAUUUAAGAGAACUUCCAGAACCUCUGUUCACACGUUGUCUGUUCCAAAUGACUGUCGAUGCACUUGGUGUUUGUCUCCCAGAUGAUCCCGAAGGAAAUGCUAAAUUAAUGUUAAGCAUUUUGGAUUGCUUACCACGGGCUAAUCGGGCGACACUUGUUUUUCUACUCGAUCACUUAUCCCUCGUGGUAUCAGCUUCUGAACGUAAUAAAAUGUCAGCACAAGCUUUAGCAACAGCACUUGGACCUCCACUUAUGUUACAUUCAACUGGAACACAGUCUGAAGAGAUUGAUCACGCACAGCCGAUAGCUGUCUUGAAAUAUCUGCUUCAGAUUUGGCCACAACCCCAAUCAGCCGCUAAUAUUUCAGGUAAUACAGGCAUGCAUCGGCGCGGCGAGCAGCCACUAGGUCAGCGUGGAAGCAAAGUCAAUGCAUUGCCAGCGGUCAAACCACAACAGGUAGCAUCAGCCAAUAUCCCCACCUCGCUCGCUCGAACUCCGCUUUCAGCCACAGCCAACAAUCCUCAGUAUCAAUCAGUAGUGGGUCAGUUAGCUCAAUCGCAUCGAGUCUUACAGCCAGUGGCGCAAACGUCCCUCCAGUUGGGAGUAUCAUCGGCCUCAUCGGUUCAAGGCCCAUUGCUUCGGCAGCAGCCCGCCACACCCUCCCCAAGCUCUAGUUCGGGUACAACAUCUGACGGUUCUGGAUCAGGUACUGAAACAAUCAAGCGAGGCGCUUCACCUCCUACAAGCAUUUCUGAAACAAAUGUUCGCAUCAAAGAAUCGACAAGCAACAAUUCAUUUAAACAAACGACGACACAUGAUCAAAAUUCAGCAUCAUCAUCACUAGUAAGCAACAAACAUAACAAUAAAGAUGAAACAAAGAUAGCAGACAGCAGUUCAAGUGGACCAACUACUACUUCAAUUCAAUCGUAUGAUAAGCCAACAUUUUCUAAAUCCACUUUGACAACAACCGCAGCAUCAUCAUCAAGUAAUUAUAAACAUUACACAUCGAUAAAUACCACGAAAUCAUCACCUGUUGAUAAGUUUGUGAGAAAACUUGAUACAACAACAACAACACAGUCGUCAGCUGUUGCAAAAUCUGACGACAUAACGCUUUAUAAGCCGAUGACAAGCUAUAAUUUAUCUACGUCAGCAACGACGACAACUGUCAGUAGUCUCACAACAAUAACACCGAGUAGCACCACAGUUGCUCCGAAAACCGUUUGCGUCAAAACAAAUGGAUCAAAAACAGCCACAACCGUUACCAAUAACUUCAAACUACCACCAUUUCCCGUUUAUAUUCCACCAGCCAAUUUACCAUCAACCUCACAUUUAAUAUCCGAUUCUUCGGGUCUAAGUAGCAAAGCAGAAGCAUCGACGACUGCAUAUUCUUCUAAGUACAGUGAUUCACCGACAUCGUCGUCUGUGACGACUGCAUAUUCAACUACACUUAGUCGACUUUCAAGUUCAUCAUCGUCACCAUCUAGAACAAUAAAUAAUGUUAAUAAUACAAAUACAUUACCGUUACAUUUAGGUAGAAAUAAUCCAUACUUAUAUCAAUCAGAAUCAAAUUUUACUAACUCUAAUGUAACUUCAACAACAACUGCAACAACAACAUCUAAUAAUCCAUCAACGGGAAGCUACACGAGUCCAGUGACGUCAUAUUUAAGUCAACAAUCGAAUUAUAAUAAUGUUUAUAGCACUUUGCCCCGAACAACUAGCUCAUCAUACAGUAGCAAGUAUGAUUCUAAUAAUGACAAUGAUAAAUUAACCGCAAGCUAUUCGUCUUAUAAAUACAGUACUGACCUUUAUUCUAAUCUCACAUCAACGACAAAUAAUGCAUCAAAUAAUGGAACAUCGACUUAUACAAGUAGCUCAUCUGAUAGUAAUGUGUAUAGAGUGCAAUAUUCAGCGACUAAUCCAUUCUUAGAUCCUUUAGAUUCAAGUCCCUCAACAACGGCCGCCGGUUCAGACAAUAUGAGUUCAUUUUUAAGAGGUAGCGUUUCAGAAACGAAAAAGAAAUUUGAGAAACUUGACAGUGGAGAAGAUUUGAAGUAA
Molecule: messenger RNA, 5219 nt
Organism: Clunio marinus
Lineage: Eukaryota; Metazoa; Arthropoda; Insecta; Diptera; Chironomidae
Source: the annotation of a GenBank genome assembly